This is a messenger RNA of Echinostoma caproni, 489 nucleotides long. NCBI's taxonomy places the organism in Eukaryota, Metazoa, Platyhelminthes, Trematoda, Plagiorchiida, Echinostomatidae. The record is from the annotation of a GenBank genome assembly.
AUGAUGGAUAGAAGCCGGUUACGACUGGAUGGGACAAUGGAGGAUACGGAUGAAUCCGCACCUACUCACAUCGGACAGGAUGGUUCUCAAGGUGCAGAAUCGGAAAUGUGGGGUCAACCAAGUCCAGGUGGAACAACUCCACCCUCACUUCUCAAAAUUGGUCCAGGACUCGGUGUUGCAUUGCCACAGGGGCGCUGUUACUGUGUCAAUGCGACUGUCUUAUGUGCACGUCCAGGUCGCCACAUCUGGCAUGAUCAGGACUGUUACUUUGUAGACCGGUUGGAAACGGCCUACUACGCCCCGGAUGCCCGAUGGACCCCGGCGGGAGAUCCAUGCACAGAGUGUCGCUGUUUGCAAAAUCAGACUUACACGUGUGCCCCAAAACGUUGUGCACGAACAUUCCUCUGCCCGAAAGGACAACAACCACGAACUCGCAGAGGUGAAUGUUGUCCUUCCUAUUGUGGCGCCCCAACUCUUAUAGGUGAGUGA